Pogonomyrmex barbatus (red harvester ant) is the source of this 1326-nucleotide messenger RNA. It is a transcript of the gene qless, whose product is annotated as decaprenyl diphosphate synthase subunit 1 qless. The record is from RefSeq and is a predicted model, not a curated record. Gene Ontology annotation, biological process: ubiquinone biosynthetic process; isoprenoid biosynthetic process. Gene Ontology annotation, molecular function: prenyltransferase activity. Gene Ontology annotation, cellular component: transferase complex; mitochondrion. NCBI's taxonomy places the organism in Eukaryota, Metazoa, Arthropoda, Insecta, Hymenoptera, Formicidae.
AUGGCAUGUAUAGGAUCGAGUAGGCUUUGUGCUCAUGUGGAGAGACUGUGCCAGUUUGGACAUUUCGCCCAAUUACGGAGGAAAGUUUCGACUACGACAUGUGUGAAAUCGCGGCCGGUAAACCCUCGGACGAGCAACGCUCUCCUACCGCACUGCCAGAACAAAACGAACACGCGAGACAGCAGGAUAGAUCUCGCGAGGGCGACGAGCACUAUGCAAACGCAGAUGCCUGGAUCUUUGCCCGAUUACCAAAUCGAUCCUUAUAGACUUGUAGAGGACGACCUUAAGGAUAUAUUCGACAAUAUACGACUGGAACUUGUCAAUAAAACUACGCAAGAAGAGCUGCAGCUCAUAAGUACAUACUACUUGGAUGGCCAAGGGAAAGCGGUGCGACCCAUGUUUGCCAUACUCAUGGCACGAGCUAUUAAUUACCACAAGGGAAGGAACGAUCUCUCGCACUCGCAACGGCAAGUAGCGAUGAUCUCUGAGAUGAUUCACGCCGCUUCCUUGUUGCACGACGAUGUGAUCGACCAGUCGGACAUUCGUCGUGGCAAACCGUCGGUCAACAUCGUCUGGAGUCAGAAGAAGGUGGCUAUGGCAGGAGAUUAUAUCUUAGCGGUCGCCUGCAUGAUGCUUUCCAGAAUCCAAAAUGACGAUGUGACUAUCGCCAUCAGUCAGAUUCUCGCUGACUUGGUGCAAGGCGAAUUUAUGCAGCUUGGUUCCAAAGAAACGGAAAACGAGAGGUUCGCACAUUAUCUCACGAAGACUUAUCGAAAAACAGCGAGUUUAAUUGCCAAUUGCGUUAAAGCGGUCGCCAUUCUUUCCGAAGUCGAUGAUCGUAUGAUAGAGAUGACCUUCCAAUACGGCAGAAAUGUCGGCUUGGCUUUCCAGCUGGUGGACGAUCUUCUGGAUUUCGUGGCCUCCUCAACGGCUAUGGGCAAGCCCACAGCCGCUGAUCUUAGACUCGGACUGGCCACAGCCCCGGUGCUCUUCGCUUGCGAACAGUAUCCAGAAUUGAAUGCGAUGAUUAUGCGCCGUUUCCAAGAGCCCGGGGACGUGGAGAAGGCUUUCGAAUUGGUACACAAGUCCAACGGUCUCGAGCAGACAAGAUUCUUGGCGAAGAAGCACUGCGCGGAAGCUAGCAAAAUUGCGCAGUCCUUCACCAAGAGCCCUUAUCAGAGAGCCCUGAUCAUCAUGGCCGAUCUGGUCAUCAAUCGUAUGAAAUAGCAUCGUGACGAGAGAUUCAGAAAACGAACGAUUGAUUUUAUAAGUAUUUUUAAGUUAUAUUGAAUGAGGACGGCUAGGAUAAAUUUUAUAAAUCGAAUC